Molecule: messenger RNA, 1990 nt
Organism: Salvelinus fontinalis (brook trout)
Lineage: Eukaryota; Metazoa; Chordata; Actinopteri; Salmoniformes; Salmonidae
Product: zinc finger BED domain-containing protein 4-like
Exons: 2
Coding region: 649-1203 (184 amino acids)
Source: RefSeq, a predicted model, not a curated record
CUCACUCACAGCCGAGGAGAGAGAUAGGACAGCUGCGAAAACAGCCGGAAAAUGAGUUGGAAGCAAUGGAUGCAUUUUAAUAAUGUAAACAAUGUUAGAUCACAGUGUAGAAUUUGCCGAAACCAAAUCUCAUAUAAAGCCGGUUCUACGCACAACCUACACCGGCAUAUAGGAACUGUGCACCAAACUGUGAAGCUAGCUGUAGCGGAGCUUCGAGAAACUAGCGGGCCUGCUAGUGAUAGUGGUGUAGCCAGCACCUCCACACCUGGAGAUGUAUCCACUCACUCAAGUAGGCCUACUCCGCGACCCACAGCAACACAGUCUUCUCUGGACCAGGUUAUGCCAAACGUCUAUGUCUGUAGCAAAGCAAGGCCAAAUUGAUAUUGCAUUGGCUAAAAUGAUUGCCACUGAUUUACAGCCAUUUUCGAUUGUGGAGGACAGAGGUUUUAGAAAUUAUAGCAAUAGUCUAAAUCCAAUGUACACAAUUCCAAGCAGGAAAACCCUUUCAAAAUCCCUCAUUCCUGUACGAGAGCACACAGGCUUUAGUGCCGGAAAGAGUCCAAAAAGCUACUGCAGUUUGCCUUACCACUGACUGCUGAACAUCAAGGGUAACCACUUCUUACAUGUCACUUCAUUGAAGAUUUUUCGAUGUCUAGCUGUCUUCUGGACUGCUUUGAGUUCAGCGACAGACACACCUCAGAGAACUUGGCAGAGGAACUGUUGAGAGUGGCCAGAGGAUGGCAAGUAGAUGGAAAAGUGGUCUGUUGUGUUAGCGACAAUGCAGUUAACAUAACCAAAGCCAUGAACAUUUUAAAAUGGACCCAUCAUCCAUGUCUUGCCCACACAAUCAACCUGAUUGUAAGAGAUGCUCUGAAGGUGAUGAAGCCCACUGUGGACAAAGUGAAAGCAGCUGUGGAAUACUUCCACAGGAGCACAGUAGGUGCUGAAAAACUAAAGUCUACACAAUGCCAGAUGGGGCUGCCUGAGCUGAAGCCUGAACAAGACUGCACUACAAGGUGGAAUUCAACAUUUUAUAUGUUGAAGCGGUUUCUUGAGUCAAAGGAUGCCAUCAUCUCUACCCUGGCCAUUGUCAAUGCACCUGUUGAUGCUCUGACCCAAGAGGAAUGGGAGGAGGUGUGCAGAGUCCAGGAACCCUUUGAGCAGGUCACUGUGGAGAUCAGUGGAGAGAGAUACACUAUGUGACAGCCUCAAAAAUGAUACUCAUGUGUAAGGGUCUGCAGCGAAUCAGCCAGCCGCCAGAGAAAAGCAAAUGUAACCAUAGGACAUGUGACAGAGUUGAUGGACACCCUAUGCUCAUCAAUGGACAGAAAGUUCAACAGAAUGGAAUAUAAUCACGUGAUAUCAGAAACCGCUGCACAUGACCCCAGAUUUAAGAAAUUAGCCUUCAGUGAUGCCAGAGACAUUGAUGAGGCUCUUCAAAGAAUAACCUCAGCAGCAGGGAGGGACAGCCCCAGCGGUCAGCUGGCUCAAGCACCAGGGCAACAGAGAGGGUUCAGAUAGAGCAGAAGCACCAGCAGUAGUGCCACAAACGUCUGCUGUUUGACGAGAGAGCAACUGGGGAUGCAGCACAAAGCAAUCCCUCAGCAGAUGCCAUAAUGGAGGUCCAAUCCUAUUUGGAGGAGCCCCUCCUCCAAAGAUCUGCAGAUCCUCUGAGCUGGUGGAAGAACAAGGCCUCUGUCUACACACGGCUUACUAAAGUCAUGACAGGGAGACUGCAUAGUGGCCACAUCCGUUCCCUCUGAGGGUCUUCUUGAAAACAGGACAACUAACUACUGAGAAGAAACCGCAUCAGCCCCUCGAAAGUGAGGCAGCUUGCAUUUCUUAAUGCAAAUCUCUCAUAAAAGCAAAAUAUGGUCAGCAUUUCUGUGUGCUGCUGGUUAUAACAUGGCAACAAAGAAGAGAGAGGGACCAGUUUAAUGUUUUAAGUGGGAUGCUGCAGCUUUGCACAUUUUUUUUUUCUUCUUUGAUA